Molecule: messenger RNA, 2228 nt
Organism: Aspergillus versicolor CBS 583.65
Lineage: Eukaryota; Fungi; Ascomycota; Eurotiomycetes; Eurotiales; Aspergillaceae
Product: putative pre-mRNA splicing factor
Exons: 3
Coding region: 429-2003 (524 amino acids)
Biological process (GO): mRNA splicing, via spliceosome
Cellular component (GO): U4/U6 x U5 tri-snRNP complex
Molecular function (GO): U4 snRNA binding; U6 snRNA binding; protein binding
Source: RefSeq, a predicted model, not a curated record
CGAGUAGCCGUCUGCUGGCGAUCUGCAGCUGUAGUUGGCGUGGGCCAGAACGAGACUGUUGUAGAGCCAACUCUUAUCGUAGAUAGAACACUUGCAAAGGGCUAUUUGAGGCCCGAUUGGCAGCGAGCGACUCGGUCAAGAAGCGUCACUAGGUUCUCUUGGUCAUGCUGGAUGAAGUAGGUUGAGAUCAGCUGUUGGAGUUGAGAUGCUGUUGGUUGAGUCUCUUUGAUUUGGUUUCCGCUUUUCGACUUUCUGCCUUUUUUUCCGAUCUCAUCAACUCAACCUCAAAGACUUCAUCCCACCCCACGGGUCUCCAGCUUCACGCCACCGAUAAUCACCCGAAACUCCUAGCAAACACUUAUUUCCUUGCAUUGACUGUUUGUUGUUUAAACUCCCGGGGCUCCUGAGGCCCCUUUCUAGCCACCACCAUGAUGCACCCAUCGAGACAGGCGUAUGUCGAAGAGGCGGAGGAGAUGGAUACGGGCAUUAAUCUAGCUGAUUUGCCUGUUGACCGCGACUAUGUGAUACCCCCAUCUACCGCCGGUAUUCCGGCAGAGAAGGCCUCGGCCAUCAUUUCGCAGUUCGAGCGUAAACGAAGAGCUGCUGCUAUGGCAGUCCCGACUGACGACACACGGGUACGCGCACGGCUGCGAGAGCUUGAAGAACCUAUUACACUAUUUGGAGAAGGCCCAGCAGACCGAAGGGAUCGACUGAGGGAACUUUUGACGGACAUUGCAGAGAAGCAGGAAGCGGCGGCCGCGGAGGAGGAUGUCGAGAUGGAGGAAGCAUUCGGGGAGGAGGAAGAGGGAGACCAGCAAGAGGAAUUCUACACAGAGGGCUCAGACGAGUUGCUGAAGGCACGAAAAGAAAUAGCACGGUUCUCACUACCCCGCGCCAAAGCUCGUGUCGCGCGGCAACGAGAAGAAUCAACAAUACCGUUACGGACGCAUAUCAAACACCGGAAGGCUAUCAAAGAGAAGCUAAAUAACUUUGAUCUCUACGGAUCUCAGAUUGCGGGUGACCGGCCGGUCAGCAUUUGUCGGUUUGCACCGGAUGGGCAGACAAUUGCGACUGGUAACUGGGGUGGUGGUAUUCGCCUGCUGUCUGUGCCAAAUUUGGAAGAGAAGCUUUCUGUCAAGGGUCAUACUGAUCGAGUUGGAGGUCUCUCGUGGUUUCCCGGGGCCACACUUCCUGAAUCGAACGUCUCCGAAUCAAGCGUUAACCUUGUAUCGGGAGGGGGAGAAGGCAAUGUUUGUUUAUGGUCCCUUGACAAGGACCAGCCACUUGCUACACUUGGUGGACAUUCUGGCCGAGUCUGCCGGACCGAGUUUCACCCGUCUGGGAAAUACCUCGCAUCCGCAUCUUUCGACACAACAUGGCGGUUAUGGGAUGUUGAGACGACGGCAGAGUUACAGCUACAGGAAGGUCAUUCGCGAGAAGUUUAUACAGUUGCGUUUAACAACGACGGGUCCCUCCUAGCAAGCGGAGGUCUGGAUAGUAUUGGACGCAUUUGGGAUCUCCGAACAGGCCGUACAGUAAUGAUCUUAGAGGGUCACAUUAGGGAAAUUUUUGGUCUGGACUGGGGAGUGGACGGGUACCGUGUACUUUCCGGGUCCGGGGAUGGCUGGGUCAAGUGCUGGGACUUGCGCCAAGUGAAGAAUACCGGUGGGAUCGGGGCACACAAGAGCGUGGUGUCCGAUGUGCGAUGGUAUAAAGGAACCGAGUCAGAAACUGCGUCCUUCUUGCCAUCUACUGAGGGGCAAGCUGGGCGAAUGGAUGUUGACGGGGCCGCGGCUCCUAUACAACCGAAGAAGUCGGGGACGUUCUUUGUGAGCAGUGGGUUUGACAAGAACGUGAAUGUCUUCAGUGCAGAUGACUGGUCUCUCAUAAAGACGCUGAGCGGGCACUCGGGCAAUGUUCUCAGCACUGAUAUCAGCAGCAAUGCGCAGUGGAUCGCCAGCUGUGGGCAUGACCGCACGGUGAAGCUAUGGGGGAUCGAGUAAGCUACAAGCAACAACCACAUAAUUGAACCAGCCCAGUGUCAGUACAUUGUAGAGACGAUGAGCUCUGCAGUAUGUUUUAUAAUGUCUAGAUAGCAGUAUUGUUUCCACGAUGACACGAGAGUCAGCAAAUAGCCUCAACUAUACAACAGCCAAACACCAUAUAUCAGUGACGUCAUUGAGCAAAAGCUGUAGAUGCUGACUAACCACCAGUGUUGUUCCUCCAAA